AAAUGCCUUGGGAGGGGCAGGGGGCAGCUGGGACCCCUGAUUUGGAGGGCUUGGGUCACCCCUGCAACCCGCGCAGCGUUGGGGCUGGGGGCUUUGUGGGACACCCCGCUGCUCCCCUUUCUCGUGGGGUUGGGUUACGUGUCGUUAUUACGCCGUGCUGCUCGCUGCCCCCUCACUGCCCCCCAGCAUGGGGUCACCGGGCCAAAUCUGCAACGCUGUGGGCACCCCCUGCCCCACAGCCCACGCACCCGCCCCACUGUCGCCGCGUCCUGACCCCAUCCGCAGUUCAACCCGAGGCCCGGACACACGAAUCAAUGAAUUCCCCAAACGGGGAGGUCCGGGGGAGGGGAGAAUCCCGGCACAGGAAAAAGCUCUGAACUGGGCGAGCCGUGGGCAGAGCGGUCCGGGCCGCCCCACAGCGCGGCCCUACGCGCAACCCCGUCUCCUGGCACACAGCUCCGCCGCCCACCCUCGGCCCCUCUGCCCCAUGUUCCGUUCUCGCCGUGCCGCGCUGCUGAGGCGGCUGUGGCGGCAGCGCUGCCCGACCCCCGGCCCCGAGGAGGGUCCCGGUGCCCUGAAACCCGCGGCGCACGCCCUGUUCAAGAAGCUGAAGGACGAGGAGCUGGAGCUGCUGCUGCAGGCGGUGGAGAGCCGUGGUGCCUGGGAGUCCGGCUGCGUCUGGGUGCCUCGGGGGCCAAGUCAGGCGCUGCCCCCCAGGUGCUGCUGUGCCGCCUGUUCCGCUGCCGACCUGCGGCAGCCCCAUGAGCUCAAGCAUCUCUGCACUGCCAGAGCUCGGGGCCGGGGGGCUGACGGGGAUGCGGCCGUGCUCUGCUGCAACCCCCAUCACUUCAGCCGUCUGGCUGCGCCCGAGACCCCUCCACCCCCUUACUCGAAGUCCAUCAGCCCCUCCUGGCCAGCUGAGCCCAAGUCCCCCCAGCUCCUGGAGUUCAGCUGCAACCACGCAGAAUGGCGCGGUAAGGGGCGAAAACGCGGUACCCAAAAAAACCAGUGCAGGACUGGGAGCUGAUGUGGGACGCGGGCUUCUACUGGGAGGAUCCACCCCCCUCCCCCUCUCA
This is a messenger RNA of Meleagris gallopavo (turkey), 1076 nucleotides long. NCBI's taxonomy places the organism in Eukaryota, Metazoa, Chordata, Aves, Galliformes, Phasianidae. The record is from RefSeq and is a predicted model, not a curated record.